CGUCUAUUAGAAUAUAACUGAUUUUCAAUAAACAAAUUAUAUUCCGAGUAUACAUGAUGUAAUAAGAAUACUUAAGUUUGCAUUUCGAUUAGUUUAAUUUAAUCUUAACUAUCACGGAUUGAUUUACAGUGUGGUUUAGUAGACUUAAAUAGUCUUGUGGGUUACUUGUAUUGAUCACAAAGGAAGGAAACUGAUCUAAAGCUGCUGAAUCAUGUUUAGCGUUUUUACACGAGUUUCUACAUGUCUGUGAUUCUACUGGUCUAUUAAGCUACUUAUAUUGUUCAACAGUAUUUGUUAGGUCGUUAAAUUCAAUUUGAAGCCAGAAAAGGGCUCAAUUGAGGUUAUAGGUUAUGUUUGAUUACUUUAGGGCUUGGCAAGGGGCCCAGCUUAGUUGGUUUGGUCGUCUCACGUAAGAUAUAUCAUGUUUUUGUGGGAUUGGUUCACCGGAGUUCUUGGAUAUUUAGGUUUGUAUAAGAAGUCUGGCAAAUUGCUUUUCUUGGGCUUGGAUAAUGCUGGCAAAACAACGCUGCUUCACAUGCUAAAAGAUGACCGUCUUGCGCAGCCAGUUCCCACCCUGCAUCCAACUUCAGAAGAGCUUUCUAUUGGCAACAUGAGGUUUACAACAUUUGACCUUGGAGGCCACACACAAGCUCGCAGAGUGUGGAAGGACUAUUUCCCUGCAGUAGACGCCAUUGUGUUCCUAGUGGAUGCUUGUGACAGAGAGAGGCUGCCUGAGAGCAAGGCAGAGUUAGACAGUCUGUUGACAGACGAGUCCCUGUCCAGCUGUCCCGUCCUUAUCCUGGGGAACAAGAUAGACCGAGCAGGUGCUGCAUCGGAGGACGAGCUACGUGGUUUCUUCAACCUUUAUGGCCAGACCACAGGCAAGGCAAAGGUCCCCAGGAGUGAACUCCCCACACGACCUCUAGAGCUGUUUAUGUGUUCAGUGCUCAAGAGACAAGGGUACGGUGACGGCUUCCGCUGGCUGGCCGAGUACAUUGACUGAUAUGGAGGAUUUCAAGAAACAAGAAGGCAACUGAAUACCCUUUCAACCUACACAACCAAAUUGUGAUAAAAGCUAGGUUUUCAAAGACGGUUGGUUGUUAGUGUGCCACAACAAAACAUUUAUGGUGGUGCUCCUCCGAUUUCUCCUGGCUCUGUGUUUGCUACACUAUCAAAUUUUAUUGAUGAAAAACCUCAAUCAGUUAUUGUUUUUACGUACCAUUAAAAUCACUAAAGCGUAAUUGUACCAUUAAAAUCACUAAAGCCUAAUUGUUCCCUAUAUUACUAGCUGUUUUUAGGUUAGUCUCACGAUUUAUCCAGUAUUUUCCUUUUAUUUAUUUGUAUGUCAAAACAUCAUAAUAUAGAUUAAUAUAUUAAAGACAGACAUUUGGUA
Messenger RNA from Macrosteles quadrilineatus (aster leafhopper), 1393 nucleotides. RefSeq names its product GTP-binding protein SAR1b-like. Gene Ontology annotation, cellular component: endoplasmic reticulum exit site; COPII vesicle coat. Gene Ontology annotation, molecular function: GTPase activity; GTP binding. The record is from RefSeq and is a predicted model, not a curated record. Gene Ontology annotation, biological process: intracellular protein transport; vesicle organization; endoplasmic reticulum to Golgi vesicle-mediated transport. The transcript has 7 exons. The coding region runs from base 422 to 1003 and encodes 193 amino acids. Lineage: Eukaryota; Metazoa; Arthropoda; Insecta; Hemiptera; Cicadellidae.